AUCAGACAAGUGAGAAUGAAACUUGCAUUACUAUUUCUGAUUUCCUUGUGUGUUUCGACGUCUGAGAUGGCAAGCAUCUCUGAAGGUGAUGAUAAUCGAGAUUUGGAAAGACGAGUUCGGAUGAUGACCAAGUCACCCAUGAAGACAUUUGUGACCAAAGAAGGAGACACCAUUGAUUGUGUUGAAAUUGACAAGCAACCGGCGCUUGAUCAUCCCCAGUUGAAAAACCACAAAAUUCAGACUGAGUUGAACUUAAGCUUCGUUGGCUUUCAUGCUCCUUCAAAGGUUAAAUAUGUACAAUUUGAAUCGAGAGACCCUUGCCCUAUCAGAACAGUACCAAUUCGGCGAGUGAGAAAGGAAGACUUGACAAGGGCAAAGUCCGAAGCCAAGAUGCCAUCCUCUAACAGUCAAAAUACUCUCUCUCAACAUGUACUCUCUCUCUCUCUCUCUCUCUCUACAUGCGUAGUUUCUUUGAGAGACGAGAUGACAGAAAAUAUCAAAUACGGAGGUUGUGGAGAAAUUAAUGUGUACAAUUUAACCAUGGCUCAUGACCAGGCUAGCUCACACAAUAUGUGGAUUGAAUCUGGUCCUCUGAAUCAUAUUAAUAUGAUUGUUGCAGGCUGGCAGGUUUCUCCACAACUAUAUGGUGAUUCUCGUCCUCGGUUGUUUACAUAUUGGACGGGUGAUGGCCAGCGUAAUGGCUGUUACAACAUGCUAUGUCCGGGUUUUGUCCAAGUUCAUAGGUCAAUAACUCCAGGCCAUUUAAUAGAUGCAUCUUCCAUUUAUGGCGGACCUCAAAUUGUAUUUUUCAUCCAAAUCCACCAGGAUGCAGGUACAAAAAAUUGGUGGCUGACUGUUGGUGAUCAAAUUAUAAUUGGCUAUUGGCCGAGUGAACUAUUCUUAUAUUUACGCAACGGUUCGCCGCAUGCGGCUUGGGGAGGAGUGGGUAUGGCCGGGAGAAAUGGAGUUUGCCCUCCGAUGGGUAGUGGCCAUAAGCCUGACGGUGAUUUUAGCCACGCCACGUUUUUUCGAACUCUUCAUUGGAUAGAUGCGACCGGCGGUUUUCAACGCCUUUCGAAAAAAACAGUGAAGUGGGUGGAUAAAUCCAAUGUCUACGAUUUGAAGUACUAUGGCGAUAGAGGUCGCGAAGAUGGGUACUGUAUUAGUUUUGGUGGUCCGGGAGGUUAUUGUGGUGGAGGGAUGGAUGGCAGGCUGUCGGGGUCGACAACUCUCUCCGGAGGAAGUUCGAUCGUGAAGAGUAUUUGGAACGGGCUUGGGAACGUGAGGAGCAGGAGAUAG
Messenger RNA from Rhodamnia argentea, 1299 nucleotides. RefSeq lists its product as uncharacterized. The coding region runs from base 16 to 1299 and encodes 427 amino acids. Lineage: Eukaryota; Viridiplantae; Streptophyta; Magnoliopsida; Myrtales; Myrtaceae. The transcript is spliced from 10 exons. The record is from RefSeq and is a predicted model, not a curated record.